GUGAGCGGCGGGCAGGCCGGGCAUGGCGUCCAUGGCGGCGGCGAUCGCGGCCUCGCGCUCGGCCGUCAUGAGCGGGAACCGGCCUCUGGAUGACCGGGAGCGGAAGCGCUUCACCUAUUUCUCGUCGCUGAGCCCCAUGGCCAGGAAGAUCAUGCAGGACAAGGAGAAGAUCCGCGAGAAGUACGGGCCCGAGUGGGCGCGGCUGCCGCCCGCCCAGCAGGACGAGAUCAUCGACCGGUGCCUGGUGGGGCCGAGCGCCCCGGCGCCCCGCGACUCCGGGGAUUCCGGGGACUCCGAGGAGCUCGCGCGCUUCCCCGGCUUGCGCGGGCCCACGGGCCAGAAGGUUGUGCGCUUCGGGGACGAGGACAUAACUUGGCAAGAUGAGCACUCUGCCCCUUUCUCCUGGGAAACAAGGAGUCAGAUGGAGUUCAGCAUCUCCUCCUUAUCCAUCCAAGAGCCGAGCUGCGGCACCGCCGCCAGCGAGCUGAGGCAACUGUCCAAAGCUUCUCAGGGCUCACAGGCCCUCCGAUCUUCCCAGGGCAGCAAGUCCUCCAGCCUGGAUGCCCUGGGUCCUGCCCGGAAGGAAGAGGAAGCAUCCUUUUGGAAGAUCAAUGCAGAGCGGUCUCGGGGGGAGGGGCCCGAGGCUGAGUUCCAGUCACUGACCCCCAGCCAGAUCAAGUCCAUGGAGAAAGGCGAAAAGGUCUUGCCUGCCUCUUAUUGGCAGGACCCCGCCCUGAAGGACAGGGAGGUCAAGGCAGAAAGGCCCAACAACCUCCGCCAGGAGCAGCGUGUCCUUUCCAGUGUCAGUGUUGAGCGUGAGAGACCCCAGCCUGUCCAGGCCUGCACCAGCAUGUUGAACGAAGCCACCCCCUCCGAGCCCGUGGGGAAACUGCCCUCUCUUGAGGCCAGGCAGGAAGAUAUGGAGGAUGUGGAGGAUGCUCUGUUCUCGGAACCCAUGCCCGCACAGGUCAGCUCAAGUAAUGUCAUCUUGAAGACGGGAUUUGAUUUUCUGGACAAUUGGUAAAAUGUGUUAGACAAAAAAAAUGAAACCAAGAACCCCAAAAUGUUUUCCAAAGUGGUGUGGCGGAGGAGGAUGAAAAAGGGCAGCAUUCCCUUGUAUCUUUUCCUGGUUUCCCUAUACUCUUUUCUUAAUCAUUUGGAAACUGAUAAAUAUUUUCUUGUCCAGAUUUCCAGAUUUUUCCCUUUUUGGUAAGACCAGAUAUCUAUGCUAUUUUCAAUGAUUUAAUAACAGAAAUUUUGCAUUUGGAAUUUUUAAAGACUAUUAGGAAUUCAGUAAAUCUUGUAGAUAAAACUUCUGUUCCAGCUCCACCCAAUUUUCCCCCUUCUCAGAGAAAGAGUUUUCUCGGCCAUGUCACAAAAAUCAUAAAAGUGGUUUCCAUCUUUCUCCUUUAUCCCCUCCCUUUUUUAAAUGUAUGGAGUUACCUUUCGUGGGUGACUGUUGGUGAUGUCCUCAGCAAUAAUGACAUCAGUACGCCGGCUGUGACCACGGAAAGAUUUGCCCCCCACGAAUUCUUGCCCGAUGCUCCCCACUGUCUAGGGCUUCCCUUGCUGAAGCCACGUUUCUCACAUCAUGUGCCGCCCUCCACCCUCGUGUCAUUUCCAGGAAACUGACUGUUGGCACCUGGCAGAGGUCAUCUUUAAGCUGCCCUGAUACUACUCAAACUAUUCACCAUUGUUUAAGAAGAGUUGCAUGUUUAGAAGUUUUGUAUUAACUUUUCAUUAUUUUGUAUCUAGAUUUAGCGAUUGUAGGGCCACCACUUUUCUUGGGUUUGUACCGAUUUCCUUUUGGAAGUUCACUGUUACUUACCUGGCGGGUUGGGUGUUCCCCGUCCUGCAGGGGUAAGGGCAGAUGGCAGGUGUUGCUGGAGGACAGGGCUCUUCUGAUUAGUUGUGUUAGAACCUUCCAGUGUGGGACUGGCAGGGGCAGUGGACGUCCCUCUUCUGGAGGACUGGUCAGAGUGUGUCACGAUGGACCCUCCCCCAACCCUGACCAUCAGCAGGAGUGGAAGAGUGGAGUCUCUGCCUCGCCCCAGCAGCGCCUCCUGGAGACUGUUGUGAUCAUAGCAACAGCGUCUCCUGGAGCUGGACUUGGCUGCCCACAGCUUCUCCGGUGGAGGCAGCCCUGAGGCUGCCCAGGGGAGGGAGGUGGCCUGUGCCCCAGUCAGGGUGGCGCGUGGCAGAGUGAGGAGGAGUGUGGGCCUUACCCUGGGAAGCGUGUGCCCUGACCGCUGGCCCCUGAGCUGCGUGAGCCUGCAGGAUGUGCCCAAACGUGAUCUACACAUUGCCUCUCACUGUGUUCUCCUCACCUGAAGCCUUAAUCCCUGUGAGUCCUGCCUGUGAGCGCCUGGUUUCAACAUCAAAGUGUGUCUUUUUUAAAAUGUCUCUCGGUUUCACAGGACCUUCUGAAAUGAUUUCCAGAAUAUUUUAUCUGCCUCCAAGGUAAAGCACAUGACAACUUUUUUCCAGGAAAGUUUCUGCUGGCGCUGUGGCCUAGCCCACUUUGGGUUUGGUUUCUGCCGAUUAUGUUAGGUCCCCAAGCUUCAUUUGGCCCCUUGCAGUCUUGGAUUUGACCUUCCUCCUUAAGGUUACUGAUUGUAUCGUGGCAAAUACAGGUUCUUUCUAUACCAUUUAAGUACAGUUGAAACAUGCAAGGGAAAAAAGGCUUCUAGCAUGGUGGUGAGAGGAAAGCAGCCUAGAAAUCCCAGCUGGAACAGCACGGCAGGGUGCCAGCGCCUCCCAUCAGCCACUGAGCCUCAGAGCUGAUCUUACCACCUGCCUGCGCUGCUGGCCUCAAGGGCAGUGGGCUGUUUUAGAACCCAUGCUUGAAAGCAGGGUCCCUUAAAAAAA
Molecule: messenger RNA, 2868 nt
Organism: Ceratotherium simum simum (southern white rhinoceros)
Lineage: Eukaryota; Metazoa; Chordata; Mammalia; Perissodactyla; Rhinocerotidae
Gene: C6H1orf198
Product: chromosome 6 C1orf198 homolog
Source: RefSeq, a predicted model, not a curated record